This is a messenger RNA of Sesamum indicum (sesame), 2060 nucleotides long. Its product is annotated as cytochrome P450 710A11. Gene Ontology annotation, biological process: sterol metabolic process. The record is from RefSeq and is a predicted model, not a curated record. Gene Ontology annotation, molecular function: iron ion binding; oxidoreductase activity, acting on paired donors, with incorporation or reduction of molecular oxygen; heme binding. NCBI's taxonomy places the organism in Eukaryota, Viridiplantae, Streptophyta, Magnoliopsida, Lamiales, Pedaliaceae.
GGGGUAGAGUCUAAGGCAACCCUUCUAGCACUUGAUUAGGCACUUAAUCUGACUAUCCCAUCUUUUUGAAUUCAAACUUCACAUCCUUUUUCAACGCUACAAAGCCACUUCCCUCACCCUGCAAAUAAAUUCAGAUUUGGUCUCCUCGCUCAGCUUUUACCACUACCAUUUAUGCAUCGCUGAUUUCGGUUCAUCUUUAUAUUGACCCACUCUCCCACCUCCCACCUCUCAUCUCCCCUUUCCUCGUAACCAACUUCGCAUUAACGCCCAAAUCAGAGAGGGAGUGAAGAUGGAACUCAAAUGGGGUAUGUUUACCCCUUACCUUCCCUACUUCGUCUCCGUGUUAGCUCUUAUUCUCCUCAUUGAGCAAAUCUCUUACCUCAAGAAGAAACGAUUCUUGCCAGGCCCAACGCUUGUUUUCCCCUUCAUAGGCAACGCCAUUCCCUUGGUCACAAACCCCACCAAUUUCUGGGACCUCCAGUCCUCCUACGCCAAGUCCACCCCUUUAGGUAUCUCCGCCAAUUACAUCAUCGGCCGCUACAUCCUCUACAUUUACUCCACCGACCUCUCCCACAAAGUCUUCGCCAACGUCCGCCCCGACGCCUUCCACCUCGUCGGCCACCCUUUCGGCAAGAAGCUCUUCGGCGAACACAACUUAAUCUACAUGUUUGGGCAGCAACAUAAAGACUUGCGUCGUCAGAUUGCCCCCAAUUUCACCCCCAGAGCACUCCAAACUUACACCGAUAUCCAACAGCGGAUUAUUCUCAAACACCUCGAGUCCUGGUGCAAUAAAUCAAAAGGCCAGUCAAUCCCACUUCGCAUCCUCUGCCGCGACAUGAAUUUGGAAACCUCACAAACGGUUUUUGUGGGCCCUUACUUAAAUGAGGAGUCCCGUAAAAGGUUUAAUGUAGAUUACAAUUUCUUCAACGUCGGCUUGAUGAAGCUCCCCAUUGAUUUACCGGGGUUUGCCUUCAGAAACGCGAGGUUGGCUGUGGAGAGACUCGUUGAGACGCUUGCCGGUUGUGCGGAGGAGAGCGAGAAGAAGAUGAAAUCCGGAGAAGAACCAACGUGCCUGAUUGACUUCUGGAUGCAAGAAAACUUGAGGGACCUAUCGGAAAAGCCGUUGGAAUAUAGCUACAAAGAAAUCGGUGGCCAUUUGUUUGACUUUUUGUUCGCCGCACAGGACGCCUCAACUUCUUCUUUACUGUGGGCAGUGGCUUAUUUGGGCUCUCAUCCACAUGUACUGGAGAAGGUGAGAAAAGAGGUGGCCAAGUACUGGAUGCCGGAAGACAACUCCAUUAUCAGAAGCGAGCAGCUGAGGGAGAUGAAGUACACAGAGGCGGUGGCGCGUGAGGUUGUGAGGAUCAGAGCUCCGGCAACUAUGGUUCCACACAUUGCCGGGGUGGAUUUCGAGUUGACAGAGAAUUAUGUGAUUCCAAAGGGCACAAUCGUCUUUCCAUCUGUUUUUGACUCGUCUUUUCAGGGGUUUACGGACCCGGAGGCGUUCGACCCGGAUCGGUUCACGGAGGAGAGGCAGGAGGACCGGGUCUAUAAAAAGAACUUUUUAGCUUUUGGGGCUGGGGCCCACCAGUGCGUGGGCCAGAGGUACGCUAUUAAUCACCUGAUGUUGUUCAUUGCCAUGUUUACCACGUUGGUGGAUUUCGAGCGGGACAGAACCGACGGCUGCGAUGAAAUCGCUUAUGUCCCGACGAUUGUUCCAAAGGACGACUGCAGGGUAUUUCUGUCACGGAGAUGUGCCCAAUUUCGGUGUGCCUCGUGAUCGAAAUGCGCUUUGUAUCUGAUUGUUUUGUUGGAGAUGGAUGUUGCGUUGCUGGGGGUGGUUAGUGUCAACGACCAAAAAGAAUAUUAAGUGUACAAUUGUCUUGAGAGAGAAAAACAGAAAACAAAAGGAAUUGAUUGGGUGGCAAAUAUUUGGGGGUGUUGUGUGGGAGGAAUUAUUGUUGUAAAAAAGAAAACAAUUAAAAUUAGUGUUUAAAACUUUGGCUGUUUUUGAUUCAUUAUUCAAAGAAAUAAAAUUAUGAUGGUUGUGGAUUUGUUUA